This is a messenger RNA of Anoplophora glabripennis (Asian longhorned beetle), 1275 nucleotides long. RefSeq names its product dynein assembly factor 4, axonemal-like. Gene Ontology annotation, biological process: cilium movement; outer dynein arm assembly; inner dynein arm assembly. NCBI's taxonomy places the organism in Eukaryota, Metazoa, Arthropoda, Insecta, Coleoptera, Cerambycidae. The transcript is spliced from 2 exons. The coding region runs from base 85 to 1233 and encodes 382 amino acids. The record is from RefSeq and is a predicted model, not a curated record. Gene Ontology annotation, molecular function: protein binding.
CAUGUAAUCUUGAAACCAUGGAAACUUAUUUGAUUGAUAAAGCAGUUACAUUUGCUUCAAAAGUGGCAUUAGCCUCAAAUAAUAAUGCCUAUAAUAAUAAAUGAUUACAAAUGGAAACAAACUACAAAUGAUAUCAUGAUCUUUGUUGCACUGAAAGGAGUAUUAGAACGUAAUGCAGAUAUUACUAUUUCAAAACGAUAUAUAAAAGUAAAAUUUGAAAAGUAUUUUUUUGAGGCAAUAUUGUUACAUCCUAUAGAUGCGCACAACAGUCAAUGUAAAAUAACCGAUACGACAGUUAUAUUUGAAUUAAAGAAAAAUGAAAACAUUACAUGGGAAUCGCUCCAACCCGAUAUACCGAAAAAAGAAAAACUGGACUUAAAAAAGCAAUUAUUGGAGGAAGAAUAUGUACGUAUACAAGAACAAGAGAAAGAGAAGAUAAAUAAAAAAGCAGAACUGAAACGGGUGGCAGUCCGGGAACAAAUUGAAUUGGAUUCAAAUGAAAGAGAAAAAAUAGAAGAGAUUAAAAACUGGGAAAAAACAAAUGCAUUAGGAGACAUCGAUCAGUGGUCAGCCGGAAUUGGAGAAAAUUUUAAAAAAAUCAAAAAAGGCAACAAACAAAAUUUAACCAACAGUAACAAACAGAAAACAAUCACUCACCCAUUGAAAACAAUAAAAUCACCGGAAUUUAUUCCACAACCAAGACGUACAAAGACAUUAGAAAUAGAUUUCACUCCACGCGAAUUCCCAACGCCCAGUAGGGAGUCUAAAUUAGACGAAGAAAACGAGUGGUUGAUGAAACAAACCCAAGCACGCAGGUCGGCUGGUUUUAUAAGCGAAGACAUUCGACCGGAAGAAAGGAAUCCUCAGUUCCUUAAGGCCAAAGGGGAUCAGUUCUUAAAAAAUAAGAACUACUUGGGAGCCAUAAGUGCCUACAGCUUUGGCAUUAAAAUAGCUUCAAAGUUUGUCGAUUUACAUAUCGCUAGGUCUGAAGCACAUCUAUUAGUAGGCAAUUUCAAUAAGGCGAUUCAAGAUUGUAGCACUGCUUUAGACCUUUUAAAACCCGAGGUCACACUUAAUCUAAAGGAAAGGGCUUUGUGUAUAGGUCGCAGAGGGGAAGCACUCUGUAAACUUGGAUUCACCAGACCAGGCAUAGAAGAAAUAAAAACUAGUUUAAAAUUAAUGCCGGACGAUCACUUUGCAGAUGUUUUAAAAACGAUAGACAAUUCCAUUUAAGGUUUUAUGUAUUUACUGUAUUCAUUAAUAACAACAUACACA